AUGGCGCCAGCAAAUAUCAAGGUCCCCCCGAGGGGUCCGACACAGGCGUCACUGCAGACCCCAAGGACUGCGCAGUGGGCCACGACGACUCUGAGAGUCGGCGGCAUGACAUGUGGUGCUUGCACCUCGGCCGUUGAAGCGGGCUUCAAGGGUGUCGAUGGCGUCGGUAGCGUGUCCGUGAGUCUGGUCAUGGAACGGGCCGUGAUUAUGCACGACCCGCAGAGGAUAUCGGCCGAGCAAAUUCAAGAGAUUGUUGAGGACAGAGGAUUCGAGGCCGACGUUCUCGCCACGGACCUGCCGUCCCCCGUGGUUCGCGCAAAGGAGAGCCUAUUCGAUGCCGACGAAGAGUCCGAGCCUCCGACGACGGUGACGACCGUUGCCAUCGAAGGCAUGACCUGUGGCGCUUGUACGUCCGCGGUAGAAGGGGGGUUCGCCGAUGUUCCAGGCGUCAAGCACUUCAGUAUAUCGCUUCUCUCGGAGAGGGCCGUUGUCGAGCACGAUGCCUCGUUACUACCGACAGACAAGAUUCUAGAAACGAUAGAAGAUCGAGGAUUUGGUGCCACACUGGUCGACAGCGAAAUACAGGAGCCGGUCAAGAGGAUCCCUUCAGAAGGCAGUACAAGCCAGCCUUCUGUUGCCACUACAACUGUCGCCAUCGAGGGCAUGACCUGCGGCGCAUGCACAUCCGCGGUCGAGGGUGGUUUCAGCGGGCUGGAAGGGGUGUUGAGGUUCAACAUCAGCUUGCUGGCUGAGAGAGCCGUUAUCACCCACGACACCAGGAAGUUGCCAGCCGAGAAGAUCUCCGAAAUCAUCGAUGACCGGGGCUUUGAUGCCAAGAUUCUUUCGACCGUCUUUGAGUCCGCUGACGGCGGCGCAAACACGAGCACCGCCCACUUCAAGAUCUACGGCAACCCAGAUCGUGAGGCAGCUGACGCCAUCGAAAAAGCCCUGUUGGCUCUUCCUGGCAUCAAAUCGGCGAAGCUGAGUCUUGCCAGUUCUCGGCUCACUAUAUCCCACCAACCUGCGGUUGCCGGUCUCCGAGUCGUGGUGGACACGAUCGAGGCGGCUGGCUAUAAUGCGCUUGUCGCCGACAACGACGACAACAGUGCCCAGAUAGAAUCCCUCGCCAAGACGAGAGAGAUUCAGGAAUGGCGGAGAGCCUUCAAGGUCUCCCUGUCGUUUGCGAUCCCCGUCUUGUUCAUUGGCAUGAUCUUCCCCAUGGCCAUACCCGCUCUUGAUUUCGGAGGCUUGCAGAUCCUCCCAGGGCUCUUCCUGGGCGACAUCAUCUGUUUGUGUCUUACGAUACCCAUCCAGUUUGGCAUUGGCAAGCGGUUCUAUACUUCUGCAUACAAGUCCGUGAAGCACGGGUCUCCUACCAUGGAUGUCUUGGUCGUUCUAGGUACCUCGUCUGCCUUUUUCUUUAGCGUCGCGGCCAUGAUCAUCUCAUUCCUGUUCCCCCCGCACUCUCGGCCCAGCACUAUAUUCGACACAAGCACCAUGUUGAUCACAUUUAUCACCCUUGGGCGCUUCCUCGAGAACCGCGCUAAGGGACAAACUUCAAAGGCACUUUCCCGCCUCAUGUCCUUGGCACCAUCCAUGGCUACCAUCUACGCGGACCCAAUCGCGGCCGAGAAGGUUGCCGAAGGCUGGGAUUCAGUCAGGGGCUCAGGCGAACCCAAGACACCUGUCCGUGACGGCAAUGCCGUCGAAGAAAAAGUUAUCCCCACUGAGCUCAUUCAGGUCGGUGAUAUUGUUGUUAUCCGACCUGGCGACAAGAUCCCUGCCGAUGGUCUCAUCGUCAGAGGCGAGACUUACGUCGAUGAAAGUAUGGUCACUGGAGAGGCUAUUCCUGUCCAAAAGAAAAAGGGUAGCAACGUCAUCGGUGGCACAGUCAACGGUCAUGGUCGAGUUGACUUCCGCGUGACUCGGGCUGGUCGCGAUACUCAACUGAGCCAGAUUGUGAAGCUCGUGCAGGAUGCCCAAACCACUAGGGCCCCGAUCCAGAGACUAGCGGACACCAUCGCAGGGUACUUCGUUCCGAUCAUCCUCAUGCUGGGAUUCCUAACCUUCAUCGUCUGGAUGGUUCUGAGUCACGUCCUCAAGGAUCCUCCCAAGAUCUUCACGACCGAGGGGAGCGGCGGCAAACUUUUCGUAUGUUUCAAGCUAUGCAUCUCGGUUAUUGUCUUCGCAUGUCCAUGCGCACUAGGUUUGGCCACCCCCACCGCUGUCAUGGUCGGCACCGGCGUGGGUGCUGAGAACGGCAUCUUGGUCAAGGGCGGCGCAGCCUUGGAGACCACUACCAAGGUCACUCAAGUUGUCCUUGACAAGACAGGCACAAUCACCUACGGAAAGAUGAGCGUCGCGACUGCCAAGCUCACUUCGGUUUGGCAGGACAAUGAGUGGCGUAGGCGCCUUUGGUGGACUAUCGUCGGUCUCGCCGAGAUGGGCAGCGAGCAUCCUGUAGGUAAGGCUGUCCUGGGAGCCGCGCGGGCGGAACUAGGCCUCGAUGCCGAAGGCGCCAUCGAUGGGAGUAUCGGCGAGUUUGCUGCAGCUGUUGGCCAAGGCAUAAGUGCCACUGUCCAGCCUGCUUCCAGCGCAGACCGUACGCGCUACAACGUCCUUGUUGGCAACGUUCGAUUCCUCCGCGAGAACAGUGUUGAGGUGUCAGAUGACGACAUUGAGGCAUCAGAGCAAAUCAACUCGAAAGCGAACAAGUCAAAGUCCACAUCUGCCGGUACCACAAAUAUCUUCAUUGCCAUCGAUGGGAGAUACGCCGGCCACCUAUGCCUUUCCGAUACUGUCAAGGAAGGCGCAACCGCUGCGAUCAGCGUACUACACCGUAUGGGCAUCAAGACUGCUAUUGUGACAGGCGAUCAACGUUCUACGGCUCUGGCCGUCGCUUCGAUCGUCGGCAUUCCCGAGGAAGACGUCUUUGCUGGUGUCUCGCCCGAUCAAAAGCAGGCCAUUAUCCGUCGGCUGCAAGGAAAAGGCGAGUGUGUUGCAAUGGUGGGCGACGGAAUCAAUGAUUCCCCUGCCCUUGCUACCGCUGACGUCGGUAUCGCCAUGGCCAGCGGUACUGAUGUUGCCAUGGAAGCUGCAGAUGUUGUGCUGAUGCGCCCGAACAACCUAAUGGACAUCCCCGCAGCAUUGAACCUGGCGCGCACUAUUUUCAGGCGUAUCAAGUUCAACCUCGGGUGGGCAUGCGCCUACAACCUUGUGGGUCUUCCCUUCGCCAUGGGGAUUUUCCUCCCGCUCGGGCUACAUCUUCACCCCAUGGCUGCCGGUGCUGCCAUGGCCUGCAGCAGUGUCAGUGUCGUUGUCAGUUCGCUCUUGUUGAAAUUCUGGAAGCGGCCACAAUGGAUGGAUGAUGCUCUUCUCUCUGAGAAAGGUGGCAUCAAGAGACGCGGCCGUGGCUGGGGCCUGGACGGUGUCUUCACCAAGAUCCAAGAUUUCGUUGGCAAACGGACGAACAAGGACGAAGGAUAUGUGCCUCUGGACACAUUGGAGCGGGGUGACGCCUAG
Neoarthrinium moseri is the source of this 3522-nucleotide messenger RNA. RefSeq lists its product as uncharacterized. Gene Ontology annotation, molecular function: ATP binding; P-type divalent copper transporter activity; copper ion binding. NCBI's taxonomy places the organism in Eukaryota, Fungi, Ascomycota, Sordariomycetes, Amphisphaeriales, Apiosporaceae. Bases 1 to 3522 code for a protein of 1173 amino acids. The transcript is spliced from 2 exons. Gene Ontology annotation, biological process: monoatomic cation transport; copper ion homeostasis. The record is from RefSeq and is a predicted model, not a curated record. Gene Ontology annotation, cellular component: membrane.